AAGGAGAGUGCACGGAACCCAAACAGUUGGGUCUCCUCUCGAUCUAAAAUUACGCUUUCCUCCCCUUCUCACCCAAAGCUCCAAGGAAUCUCCCCCGCGUCCUCUCUUUUCCUCUUUCCCCUUUCCCUCCCUCCAUCACAAAUCAGUCUCAGAUUCUUUUUUUUUUAAUUACAUAAUGGCCAGAAGCAAGAUAGAUGAUGACUGGGAGUUAACCUCCUCGGGCAAUGGUGUGAGUACUGUGGUUGUUGUUGGAAAAACUGGAAAUGGCAAAAGUGCAACUGGGAAUAGCAUUCUUGGUAGGAAGGCAUUCUUGUCGCAAUUCAGUCCAGCUGGCGUAACAAAUACUUGUGAAAUGCAGAGCACCAUUCUAAAAGAUGGUCGUACUGUAAAUGUCAUUGACACUCCUGGACUAUUUGAUUUUUCAGCAGGAUCUGAAUUCAUUGGUAAAGAGAUUGUUAGAUGUAUCGAUAUGGCCAAGGAUGGAAUUCAUGCAGUACUUAUGGUUUUUUCUAUAAGAUCACGUUUUUCCAGAGAAGAGGAGGCUGCAAUUCAGAGUCUGCAAACUUUUUUUGGUGAGAGGAUUGUCAACUACAUGAUUGUUGUUUUUACCGGUGGAGAUGAUCUUGAAGGAAGUGGAAUGACCUUGAAGGAAUAUAUAGGUCGUGGGUGCCCGGAGCCAUUACAGAAAAUUCUCCAGUUGUGCAAAAACAGAGUUAUGCUUUUCGAUAAUAAGACAACAAAUGAGAUUAAGCGAGCUGCACAGGUGAAGCAGCUGCUCUGCCUUGUAGAUUCCGUUGUAGCGAGUAAUGGUGGACAACCUUUUUCAGAUGAGAUUUUUGUUGAACUUAAGGAGGGAGCUUUAAGGAUGCAUGAUAGGGAGAAAGAGGUUGAAGCUAUGAAGGGUUAUUCAGAAAAACGGAUAUCUGAGUUGAAGGAAGAGAUCUAUAAGUCAUAUGAUGAUCAACUUGCACGAAUAACAGAGAUGGUGGAGCAGAAGUUAAAACAAACAAUUGAUAGACUUGAGAAACAGUUGGCUAAAGAACAAGCUGCACGACUAGAAGCAGAGAAGCUAUCACAAGAAGCCAGAAUGAGAUCAGAUGAUGAGAUUCGUGAGCUUAGGGAGAGUCUGGAGAGAGCUCGAAAGGAGAAUGAGGAAUUCCGAAAGCGUGCUGAAAGUAUGAAGUGUGCCAUCCUGUGAUGUCAUCUUAUUGGACAAUUAGUUAGAUGGUUGUUUAUAAGGUCAUACUUUUAAUUUUUAUUUGGUUGGGCUUUAUAUGGAACAGUAAGUUGUGGCCGUACUAUCUGUUCUUACUUUAUCAAGCAUGCUGGAAUACAGUUAACUGGCUUUAUAGCAAUGUAAAUGCUGUUAAGAUGCACUCUGCAUUUGCUUUACCGGCUACAAUGGUAGUUUAUUAUUA
Molecule: messenger RNA, 1418 nt
Organism: Elaeis guineensis (African oil palm)
Lineage: Eukaryota; Viridiplantae; Streptophyta; Magnoliopsida; Arecales; Arecaceae
Product: immune-associated nucleotide-binding protein 9
Molecular function (GO): GTP binding
Source: RefSeq, a predicted model, not a curated record